AUGUCAAAAAGAAAAAGCGUUUAUCGUGAACAGUUUUCAACUGACUUUCCAGGGAUUAAAAACAGUAAAAAAGUUGAAAAUUAUGCCUUUUGCGAAUAUUGUUCAACUGUUGUUAAUAUUGCGAACGCAGGCGUUUCAUCUAUUAAACAACAUUUUGAAAAAGAAGUUCACAAAAACAACGUGAAAAUUAAAAAGUCUACUGUCGGAAUAUCAACAUUUUUUCAUAGUAAUAAUUUGCCCACAUCUAGAAAAACUGCUGUAGCAGAAGGAGCAUUUGCAUAUCAUGUCGCUUUUCACUCGUUAUCGUUUAAAGCUGCAGAUUGUACAAAUCGUUUAAUUUCAACUGUUUUUGCUGAAUCGGAAACUGGUCGGAAAUUUUCAUCUGCUCAAACAAAAACGCAGGCAAUCAUUUCAAGAAUAUUGGCUCCGAAAUCAAUUGAGAAUCUUUUGUCUGAAUUGGGAAGCGAGCCGUUUUCUAUUGCAACCGACUCGUCAAAUUUUAAAGAAAUCAAAACAUUCCCUAUCAUUAUUCGGUAUUUUUCGCAUGAAGUAUUGAAAGUUGAAUUGUUAGAGUUUUCAAAUUUGCCAGGAGAAACGUCAGAAUUGAUUUUCAAAUAUGUAAUGACUGUACUUGACAGAUUCAAAUUGGGCCCUAAUAAUUUGGUAGCGUUCAAGGAUUCCAAUUUGGCUAAUCGCAUAGAAAAGGAGUUUUCAACAUUUUAUUUGACAUCUGUUGAUUACAUUCAGAAGUGGUUCAGAAUUACUGAUUAUCCGUCUUCUUCUAAGUGGUUAAUGCUGAAAUCUGUCGAUACAAUUUCGUAUGAGGAUAUUCGAAAAUCUGCAGAGUUUCUAAUGCCAGAAAUUUCUGUGAAAGAUUCUCUGUUUGAUGAAACUAGUCUUCUAAUUUCACUGUUGAAAGAUUCAAAAGAAAGCCCUAACUUACCUAUAUUCAACUACACUCAAACUCAUGGCGUCGUCAGUCCAGUAGAGAGGAAAAGUUUUAAGAAGGUAAUAUGUACGGAUGAGCUCAAGAGCUUUUUGAAACCACACAUCACGGUCUUUGAUACCGCGCUGCCACUUAAACUCAACGAGAUACGAAGAGACGUGACCAUCGCAGGUACCAUGCAUCCGUUUAAAUUUAUCUUUGGCACACUUCUAAAGAUUCUCAAUGGCAUUAGUACGCACUCCAUUUGGAGCAACAAAGCCAUAUCGAUGAUUGACAGUGUCGUGUGCCAGUCCCGUAACUCUGGGAAUGUUCGCAUAAGCGGCCCACUUACUCUCAUCAAUAUGGACAAUUCGACUAGGUCCACCAAUUAUUUAUGGGUUGUCUCAUACCCAAUCGGUACAGAGUUGGCGAUGGAGGUUGAACCAGCCGUAUGGUUUGUACAACGCCAUAUCUGUUCAUCUGCUGCUUUUUUGGAAUUGUACAAACGCAUAACUUUCCCACAAACGCAUGUCAUUCCAGACGACAGCAAUCCGUGUUGCAUCGCCCAGUCCACUGCUUUUUGUUUCGAAUUUAUGGCGUUUGUCAGUUCCAUUGAUGACAAACUAUUAACGGCCGGAAAGUUCAUGACUACAGAUAAAUUCAAAAUGUCGAAAAAAUGA
Messenger RNA from Helobdella robusta, 1605 nucleotides. RefSeq lists its product as hypothetical. NCBI's taxonomy places the organism in Eukaryota, Metazoa, Annelida, Clitellata, Rhynchobdellida, Glossiphoniidae. Bases 1 to 1605 code for a protein of 534 amino acids. The transcript is spliced from 6 exons. The record is from RefSeq and is a predicted model, not a curated record.